CACGAGGAAAUACGCUCGAGCCCCGAAAAAAAAGAAUGACUGUCCCUUUAAAAAAAGUUCAGAGUUCACCGCUGCACGUGGUCACAGCAACAUGGCAGCGCCCUGAACGUUUUAAUAAGAAGUGAGUGUAAGAAGAAAGAUGGCAGAUGUUAGUGGCAGUCCAGUGGCUGAUCCUCCUCCUUCGAAGGAGGAGAACCAUGAUGACGUCCCCCAGGACUCCAGCAAGGAUAAUGAUGACGUCAAAGCUGAGGGGGAGAACGAGGCAGCCUCUGACCCCAGCAUGUACCGAUACAUCAAAGAGGACCUCUUCACAUCCGAGAUCUACAAAGUGGAGAUCCGCAAUCUGCCCAAGUUUGUCGGCUUUAACGACCUGAAGAAGUUCCUGGCCAAACACAGCCUCAACCCGCACAAAAUCAAGCUGUUCGGCAAGCAGACGUUUGCUUUCGUCACCUUCAAGAACGAGGAGGAGCGUGACAAGGCCAUGAAGAUGGUUCACGGCAUGCAGUGGAAGGGCCAGGUGCUGAGUGUCAGGCUGGCCAAACCAAAAGCAGACCCCAUCCUGAGGAAGAGGAAGCAGGAGGAGGGAGAGGGGCAGCCCCCAUCCAAGCGAACAGAGGGGGAUGAGGAAGAGGAGCCCCUCAGUGUCCAGAUAGCCAACGUGGUGACUCCUCUGUGGAAUGUGCCUUAUGAGGAGCAGCUAAGGAGGAAGGAGCAGGAGGUGGUGGGGGUUCUGCAGAGAUUGGCCAAAGAAAUUGGCAGCACCAACAAGGCCAUGUUACCAUGGCUGUUUGCACAGAAGGGGAAAUACAACAAAAUGUGUUGUCCUCUGGAAGCUAUCCGACCAUCUCCUACACAGACGGAGUACAGAAACAAGUGCGAGUUCCUCAUUUCAGUGGGCGCAGACGGUGAGGAUAAGACCAUCGGCUUCCGCCUGGGAAAAUAUAAAGGAGGCUCCUGCGCUGUGGUCGGGCCAGCUGACACGUGCCAUGUCUCGGCCGAGGCCAAGAGAGUGGUCAGCGAGUUUCAGAAGUUCAUCAGGACGACAUCGUACUCUGUGUACAGCCCUGAAACAUAUGAAGGACACUGGAAGCAGCUGACUGUACGGACUACGAGGACCAAACAAGCCAUGGCUGUAGUGUUCUUCAACCCUCAGAAACUCGAAGAAGAGGAAGUCAGUGCAUUAAAGAGCUCCAUGACGAAAUACUUUACCGAAGGAGAGGGAAAGGACAGCGGAGUGACCUCUCUUUAUUUUGUUAGAGAGGGUCAAAGGACUUCUCCUAACCCAGAGGACUUGCCCUGUGAGCUGGUGGCCGGAGAGGGCUCCAUUCAUGAGGAACUCCUGGGUCUGAAGUUCAGAAUAUCUCCUCAUUCCUUCUUCCAGGUGAAUACAGGAGCUGCGGAGGUGCUGUACUCUGCUGUGGGGGAAUGGGCCCAGCUGGAUGAGGACAGCACUGUGCUGGAUGUGUGCUGUGGGACAGGGACCAUCGGCAUCUCUCUGGCUAAGAGGGUAAAGAAGGUGAUCGGGAUCGAGCUGUGCCAGGAGGCUGUGGAAGACGCAAAAGUUAAUGCAAAGCUCAAUGGUCUAAAUAAUGUCGAGUUUCACUGUGGAAAAGCUGAGGAUGUGUUCCCCAACAUUCUCAACGCUCUUGUGUCACCUAACGUCACCGCCAUUGUGGAUCCACCGAGGGCAGGCCUACAUUCCAAGGUGAUACUUGCCAUCAGGAGGGCAGAGCAUCUGAAAAGGCUGGUUUAUGUGGCAUGCAAUGCCAAGGCAGCCAUGAACAACUUCAUCGAUCUGUGCAGGGCGCCAUCCAACAGAGUUCACGGGGCCCCGUUCCGUCCAGUGCGAGCCAUGGCAGUGGAUCUGUUCCCUCAGACUAUGCACGUUGAGAUACUUCUGCUGUUGGAGAGAGUGGACUACAAGUCCCAGCAGCAGCAGACCAGCAGCACUCAGGAAGAGACAGGGUCUUAGCCUUAGAAACAGACAGUUUUGAUAUGUCAGCAUGGGCUUUCCAUACUAAGUGUUAAUUAUCUGACAGGCCUUAGUCUUAACUUUUAAAGAGUCACUUCAACAAGUAGUCACUAGCGUCUCAGCAGUGAAGUCCUUACUUCAGAGUACAAUAUUAAUUUGUUCUUCAAAUAAGUUUUACAGUAUGUCCUGGAUUUGCUUAACCAAGCUUUAUGGAGUGUUCCUUUGCCUGUUCUGUCUUUAGUUUUUGUCAGCUAUGUAUGUGAGCUGUAUCUUAAGGCUACCUAGAUUUAGUUUUUUUUUUUGAAUCCUUGUUCAACUGUUAAGGACAAUGCUCCACAAACGGGAUACCAUGGAAUACAUAGCUUUACCCGUUUCAUCGUUCUGUGACUGAAUAAAAACAAAGCCAAAUCUAAUUAGUCAAGACAUUUUAUUUUGCAUAAACAAACAUCACUGAAGUCAUGGAGCUCAGGUUGCAAUACAUACUUCAUUUUCUAGGCAGCAACACAUGUAAAAGCAUUUUUCUUAAACUCUUCACACACUUGGCAAGACGACAAACGCACAGAGGGGAAAGCACAUUCUUUAAGCGAUCUACAAUAUCACUACAGCCUUGUGUUUAAACUGACGUGUCCUUUGAAUGUUUUGUAGAAAAACCACAGGCCAAAUACUUGACAAAGAAUGCACAGUAGUUUCUAUUUUGUUCCAGGAAGUAAGGAGUCUACAUAUUGUCCUGUGUAACUUGUUUAGACUGUACAGUUUGCAGCAACAUUAUUCUAGAAAAUGCAUAAGACUGGAUUUAAGCUUUGGUAUGCACAGUUUUGUCAGCUUUUGUCGGGCUAAAUGACUUGAUAGUAUUUUGUUCACGUCAGUGUGCCAACUACAUUUUGCAAGGCUGCCUUAUGAAAAAUGUAUUCUACUUCUGGUCAGAAAACAUAUUCAACUGUCACAAUGGUGGCAAACGUACACAAAAUACACAACCCAUUAAGACAAGUCUUAAAUCUGCCCAUGCUGUAGGCAUUUUUCCUUGAAGUAUCAGAUGGUUUACAGGCUGUCUUUAUUAAAAUACAAACCGGCUAAAGAAUAAAUGCUUCAUCAAGUAAAGGGGCUUGGUCUUUCCACUUCCUGCUGAAGGGUGUUUUAGGUCCAAUGUUUUGUAUAUACUCUGAGCCCUUCAUGAAAUGAGUUAACUAAGGCAACAUGUAGCCGAUGUGUUUUAAGGGCACCAAAAAUGAAAAGCUACUGAAAUGUAAUGUUGUUAGUUGGUGUGCAUGGCAUUAGUACUUCAAUAAAAAGCUAGCGUGAACUAAAGAGCAUAAAAGACACAAUCCUUUACCUUGAACACAUGACAGUACUUUGUGGCCCAGUUCUUGGAUUUACUGCAGUGUUGGUAUGGGGAGAAGUCUCUUGUAUUACCAAAGCAAAAGAAAAGAGAGAGAGAGAGAAAGGCAACAAGUCCCUCCAAAUAAUAA
Larimichthys crocea (large yellow croaker) is the source of this 3438-nucleotide messenger RNA. It is a transcript of the gene trmt2a, whose product is annotated as tRNA methyltransferase 2 homolog A. The transcript has 12 exons. The coding region runs from base 140 to 1972 and encodes 610 amino acids. Gene Ontology annotation, molecular function: RNA methyltransferase activity; RNA binding. Gene Ontology annotation, biological process: RNA processing. The record is from RefSeq and is a predicted model, not a curated record. Lineage: Eukaryota; Metazoa; Chordata; Actinopteri; Sciaenidae.